This is a messenger RNA of Antechinus flavipes (yellow-footed antechinus), 2490 nucleotides long. It is a transcript of the gene MON1B, whose product is annotated as MON1 homolog B, secretory trafficking associated. NCBI's taxonomy places the organism in Eukaryota, Metazoa, Chordata, Mammalia, Dasyuromorphia, Dasyuridae. The record is from RefSeq and is a predicted model, not a curated record. The transcript has 6 exons. The coding region runs from base 231 to 1922 and encodes 563 amino acids. Gene Ontology annotation, biological process: vesicle-mediated transport; protein targeting to vacuole.
GGAGCUCGAGGAUAGGCGGCCUUGGAGUUUCUCCUCGGGGCUGGAGAAGGGAGAGGCAGGGGGCCGGGGGGCGGGGCUCGGAGCCUACGAACUCAGGCACCGGCCCCGCCCUCAGCCUCGGCCCCGCCCUCGACCCCCGGCCCGGCCCCGGCCCGGCCCCGGUCCCGGUGCGCUGCUUCUGCCUUCUCCCCACCCCGGGCAGCGGCCUUGACGCCCCAGGGGCUGCGGAGAUGGAGGCCCGAGGAGGUGUUGGCGGCGGCUCCGCUCCAGCCCCGGAAGCCUCCGGCGACCCAGCGAGGCCCUUCAGGGUUGCCAGUGCUCAGGAGCCCGAGGGAGCCCCGAGCAGCCCGGAGGCUUGUGGGCCCCCCGGAGCUGAUGAGGAGCUUCCGGGGGCCCUGGCAGGGCCCGAGAAAGAGGCCCCCACUCACCUAGGUGUGCAUGAGCUUUCAGGCCAGACCUCCUUGGAGAAAAAGGAUAAUAAAGGAAGCAAGGACGCAGGAAGGGCAGGUAAAAUGCCUGGCACUGGUGACAGCAGCCAAAGAGGGGAACUGGCGGCUCCUGGACCUCGAGAUGAGGAGGAUGUGACGGCUGAGGGUUGGAGAAGCAGGCGAAAGCAUGUGUUCGUGCUGAGUGAGGCUGGGAAGCCCAUCUAUUCCCGCUAUGGCAAUGAGGAGGCCCUGUCUGCCACCAUGGGUGUGAUGAUGGCCCUAGUCUCAUUCAUCCAAAGUGGGGACAAUGCCAUCCGUUCUAUCUACUCAGAUGAUCGAACAUUGGUCUUCUUGCAGCAAGGUCCUCUGGUGCUGGUCGCGGUGUCCAGGACCCCCCAGUCGGCAGCACAGCUCCGUUGUGAACUCCUAGGAGUGCACGCCCAGAUUGUGAGCGUGCUCACGCGGGCUGGCGUGGCUCGAGUGUUUGAGCGCCAGAGGAGCUAUGACUUGCGCAGGCUCCUGGCUGGCUCCGAACGGAUCCUCGACAGCCUGCUAGACGGGGCCGAACGGGAGCCGGGCUUCCUGCUGGGCGCCGUGCGUUGCCUGCCCCUGCCGGCGCCAUUCCGGGACAGCCUGGGUGCCCUCCUGCAGCGGGCCACGGCACCCAGCCUAGCCUUCUCCAUCUUGGCUGCUGGCCGCCACCUGGUCACGGCGGCACAAGAGAGGGCUGUCCUGGAAGACUGCCGCCUUGACCCGGCGGAUCUCCACCUGCUCCUGAACUUGGUGGGAGCAUCUUCGGCCUUCCGGGCCGGGGAGGUCUGGGCUCCCGUCUGCCUGCCUCGCUUCAACCCCGAUGGCUUUUUUUACGCUUAUGUCAGUUACCUAGGUGACAACACUGACUACGCUAUCUGCCUCGUGCUCCUCUCAACUGACCGGGAGGCCUUCCAUGCCCUGGCGGGCUGCAAGCGGAUAGUUGAAGAGGGUCUGCAGGCCCUGGGUGCCUCCCGGGUUCUUGCCAGCGGGGGGGUGGGGCUGCCCUCCUAUGGGGUCAGUGCAGUCGGCACCCCUGACCUACGGCACUUCCUCUACAAGCCUUUUGACGUCCCUGACAACUAUCGACAGCUGCCGCAGUUCACCAGCCCAGAGAUGGAGGGCCCGUAUGCCAGCGAGUGUGAACGCCAGAGGCUCUUCGACCUCUACUAUCACCUGCACGGGCGUCUGCAUUCCCCGUCGAGGCCCCUUCGGCUCAUCUAUCACGUGGCUGAGAAGGAGACCCUGCUUGCUUGGGUGACACCAAAAUUUGAACUUUAUGCCUGCUUUAACCCACUGGUGACAAAAUCAGGUGCCAUCCAUGCUGUUACCAAGCUUCUGCGUUGGGUGAAGAGGGAGGAAGACCGACUCUUCAUCCGAUACCCUCCAAAGUACUCAACUGCCCCUGGCCCAGCCCGCCACGGGCCCAACAGGACUGAUUCUGCCCUGGAGAACGGCCUUUGAGAUUCUGCUAAAGUCCAUGUCCCUCUUUGGAGGGAGACUUAUCCCUUACUGUUCCUCCCUAAAGGCCAAGCAGGAAGCUGUGAGGGCCCAUCUCUGUGUCCAUAAGAGUCAUUGGGGGGGGUGCUUUUUUCCAUGUGUUGGUGACUUUCAGUGUGUGUUGGGGAGGUGGGGAGGCAGAUCUGUGUGGAAGGAUCAAGCCUUUGUGGGUUGCUCUGAGGUCGUGGCUCUGGGAGUAGCUAGGAGAGUCCUUUUGUCCGGCUAUGCUGGGCUUUCCCGGGGAAGGGGGGGGGGCCCUCAUCCAUUGGCACCUCUCCCUUUUGACCGUCCCAAGCUGCAGUUUAUGUGUGAGUCACUGAGAGGCGUCAUCUGUCCCUCUCCUUGGGCUCAGCCAGAAAUAGCUUCCGAGUUCUGAACAGUUCCUCCUGGCCCCUCACUGGGCCCUGCCCAACCUGUCGUCCCCCUUUUUUCACCCCACCUCCACCUGCCUGGCCUUUGACAAGGGGCACUCUUUUGCCACCUUAAGGCUCUGACUUAAAUGAGAGCAGAAAUAAAAGAUUUUUUAAAAAGA